AAUUUGCCCAUUUAAAAAGAAAUGGUCAUGACAACUCUAGGCAAACAUUUGUGAGCAGCCUCUCAAAAUCCUAUGAUGUUCUUCUUCCCUGGUAAACUUUCAGGAUUCAAGGUCAAAAAUUCUCAAGUUCAACGCUGAAUUAAGCAUAUUCAAAGGUGCAGUGAUGGAGAGCACCGACUCAUCGACAGGCUCGCAGCAGCCAAACCUCCCGCCAGGGUUCAGGUUCCACCCCACGGAUGAGGAACUAGUGGUACACUACCUCAAGAAAAAGGCUUCCUCGGCUCCUCUGCCGGUUGCAAUUAUUGCAGAAGUUGACUUGUACAAGUUUGAUCCAUGGGAAUUACCAGCUAAGGCCACGUUUGGUGAGCAAGAAUGGUACUUCUUUAGUCCUAGGGACAGGAAGUACCCCAACGGCGCCAGGCCUAACCGGGCGGCUACUUCGGGUUACUGGAAGGCUACCGGAACCGAUAAGCCGGUUUUGACCUCGGGAGGGACUCAGAAGGUUGGUGUGAAGAAGGCACUGGUUUUCUAUGGAGGGAAGCCCCCUAAAGGGAUCAAAACCAAUUGGAUCAUGCAUGAAUAUAGGCUUGCAGAUAAUAAGGCUAACAACAAACCCCCUGGAUGUGACUUGGGCAACAAGAAAAACUCACUAAGGCUUGAUGAUUGGGUGCUGUGUCGAAUCUACAAGAAAAACAACACGCAUAGACCUAUGGAUCAUGAUAAAGAUGACUCCAUGGAUGAAAUGCUCGGGCCAAUACAACCUUCAAUAUCAAUCGGUAGCCAACAUAAUGCAAAAUUUCAACUUACAACAAAGGGAACAAGUUUUGGCACAUUGCUAGAAAACCAGGAGCACAGCCUGUUUGAAGGUAUGAUGGCGGGGAGUGAUGGGAUUAACAGUGGUUCUAUAUCUCAGUUGGGGUGUUCAAGCUCAAAGCCUGACCUGUCUAUGGUUAAUCCUCUCAAAAGGACUGUCCCAUCGCUUUUCUGGACCGAUGAGGACACGGCUGGCCCUUCAACAAGCAAGAGGUUUCAUGGGGAUAGCAAUGAUGGAAGCAUGGAGAAAACAGAUGGGAAUGGUUCCAUUGCAACUCUGCUUAGCCAACUGCCACAAACCCCUCCAUUGCAGCAACAGACAUUGCUGGGGUCAAUGGGAGAUGGGAUUUUUCGGCCUCCAUAUCAACUUCCAGGGCUUAACUGGUACUCUUAAUUCAAUUCCAGGUAGUGGGUAUUCCAUAGAUAUACCAUCUAUACUUCUUUUUAAAAAAAAAAAAUCAAAAUUUUCAAGUAGCUUGGAAGCUGUCAGUGCCAUGUUACAUACUUGUUGAUACAGUCGCCAAUAUAGUCAUGAAGCUUUGGAUUGGGAUUAAGAUUGAGAUUUUGGUUGUUAAAGAAAAGAGAUUAGAAAGACUUCAGUCCUAGAUGAACCGGCCACGACGUUUCUUUGAGUGUAACAGGUAGCUGCCAAAUUUCAUCUCUUGAGGCCAUAGAUAUAGGUAAAUUUUAUAUAAUAUAUACUUAUAUAUAUUAUAUACAUAUAGUUUGCUAUUUAUGUAGAGAGAUGCAAAGAAGAAAAAAGAAAAAGGGGGAAAUUAAUGAGGGGAGGUUGCAACUUGAUGUAGAAAGAAAAAAAAAGAAGAACAAUAAAACUGAUGGAUGCUAAAAUAUUUUGCUGUAGGACACAACAUUGAAAUCUUGUAUAGAAAUCCUUGUUGUUGUAGAACUUUUUAUUGUUGAUGAUGCACAUUUUAAGAAUAUAUUGGUUAUGGUUUGUCUA
This is a messenger RNA of Theobroma umbraticum, 1774 nucleotides long. Its product is annotated as NAC domain containing protein 2. Gene Ontology annotation, biological process: system development; regulation of DNA-templated transcription. The record is from RefSeq and is a predicted model, not a curated record. Lineage: Eukaryota; Viridiplantae; Streptophyta; Magnoliopsida; Malvales; Malvaceae. Gene Ontology annotation, molecular function: DNA binding.